Molecule: messenger RNA, 1334 nt
Organism: Tachysurus fulvidraco (yellow catfish)
Lineage: Eukaryota; Metazoa; Chordata; Actinopteri; Siluriformes; Bagridae
Gene: itgb3bp
Product: integrin subunit beta 3 binding protein
Exons: 10
Coding region: 438-833 (131 amino acids)
Biological process (GO): CENP-A containing chromatin assembly; regulation of DNA-templated transcription
Cellular component (GO): nucleoplasm
Source: RefSeq, a predicted model, not a curated record
GUGCGCCGUUAAACUUUAUCCGUGGAAAACAACUCCACAAAACGUUCCUCAAACAUUCAAAAUAAAAUUCUGUGCUUAUAUUAAAUAUAUAAGUAUAACGGUUGUUUGUUGAACGGCGACAAUAUAUAUUAAGUAUAAUAUAUAAUGUUAAUUUUUAUUUAUUUAUUUAUUAGUCGUUAUUAGUCGUUUCCCGGGGUCAUAUAUCACCGCCGCCCGGCGCCAAAAUACAAACAUCAUUGAAGUUGAAACGGUUAACAAAAAGUCAUAAAAACAAUGCCUGUCAAAAGAAGCCUUCAGAUAGAAGCCGAGGAAAAUGACCCUUGUGUGAUACAAGGUACUGUGAAUACAGUACAAUACAGUACACAAGACACCAACAGUGUGAGACUCCAGUCAAGAGGCACACCAAAGACAGGAACUAUUCUCCUUUGACUGGAACAAUGCUCAUAACCCCAACAGCUAAAACCCAAGGUAAUUACAAAACCAGUGGGAACACUGUCAACACCCUGGAAGCACAAGGGCCACAGACAGAAACGGACAAAGAGAGAAUGGAUUUUCUCAGGUCUAAACUGGAAGGAUCUUUCAAGGACUUAAUGAAGACCAGGCAAGAUCUCGAGUCCUUAUUGCCUGUAGAGGGCGACAGUGAGCUGAGGAGUUUCUUACUGAUGGGCCCUGCUGAUUUGCGCAGUGAAUUGAAGAGACACAAAGAGCUGUCUUCUAAAGCAAACUGUGAGUUUAAUGCAACACGAGGGCAUGAGAAGUGGCUAGAGGGUACAACACAGACUGGCAGUUCCUAUGAGUUUCUGAAGAACAUCUUAAGUGGCUCAGAAAGCUGACCUGAACAACAGCUGCUGGCCACACAAACCAUCCUAUUUCUGCUCAAGGUGGAUCAUAUAACUCUCACUUUAUCACCCCCAGAGGCAGCGUGAAGGACAAAAGCACAAGGUGGCCCAUUAACCAUACUUGUGUUUUCCCAUAUACAUGGCCACCUUUUGUUGAAAGUGAAAAAAAAAUAAAAGCUUGGGGUUGGAUUUUUAGCAGUGAUUUUAGCAGUGACUUGUGUUUGGCCACAACACAGAGCUUCGGAGUCUCGUCUCAGUGAACAUUCACAGGAAAAAUGAAGACCACUGGAUUUCCAUGCUCGUCAGUGCACUUACAUCAUUACAUUCACACAUUGUUACAUUUUUAUUUCUGAUCUGUAAGAAGUUGUUGAUUAUUUUACAGUAGCAGCUGUAGUUCUGGCUGUAAGGCAAGACACGUUUAUAUUAAUUUACUCAUUUCAGAGUUGUAUGGUGAAUUCUCCACAUAAUAUAAGAUUAAUAAACAAUUGGUUUUAA